Thrips palmi is the source of this 1016-nucleotide messenger RNA. RefSeq names its product protein takeout-like. The transcript has 6 exons. The coding region runs from base 35 to 802 and encodes 255 amino acids. The record is from RefSeq and is a predicted model, not a curated record. Lineage: Eukaryota; Metazoa; Arthropoda; Insecta; Thysanoptera; Thripidae.
CCGCACCGCCUCCGCUCACCGGGCACCGCGCACCAUGGCCGUCAAAGUGCAGCGCCUCGUCGUGCUGCUGUCGCUGGCGUGGGCCGGCGCGUCGGCGGCAAAGGCCAAAACAACGGCACUCCCGGCAUCCUUCCCGCAGUGCAGCAUCAAGGACCCGAACAUCAAUGCGUGCCUGCGCCAGGCCGUGCAGAUCGUCAUCCCGGAGCUCGUUAAAGGCGUGCCCAGUCUCGGCGUCUACUCGAUCGACCCCCUGGACAUCGUGGAGGCCAACAUCGGCGCCACGGAGGGCCCCGUCGCGCUGAGUCUCGACUUCAAGCAGCUCAAGAUCGGCGGGCUGCGCACGACGCGGAUGCUGUCCCUGAGCUUCGACCCCAAGACGUACCGCAUCGCCAUGCGCGCCAAGGUGGAGGCCCCCCUGCGCCUGGACGGCAACUACAAGAUCGCCGGCAAGGUGCUCGUGCUGCCCAUCCAGGGCGAAGGCCUCUGCAGCCUGCGACUGGAUGACGUCACGGCCGACAUCAACCUCGCCAUGCACGAGGAGAGCAGGGGCGGCGUCAAGUACCUCGCGGUGGACAAGCUGUCCUUGUCCUUCGACACCAGCAGGCUGCACAUGAAGUUCGAGAACCUGUUCAACGGCAACAAGGAGCUCGGCGACAACAUGAAUCGCUUCCUCAACGAAAACUGGCCCGAGAUUCUGAAGGAGCUCAAGCCGUCCAUCGACGACACGUUCGGCGCCGCGUUCCAGGCCAUCGCCAACCGCAUCUUCCACAAGGUGCCGCUCGACAAGGUGUUCCUGCCUUAGGAACCACUCCACCCGGAAAGGGAUAGGGGACGCCAGCUGCAUGCCGUGGAGAGACCCAGUCAGGCUGCACUUUUGCACCCUGAUUGUCGUGGCUCUCCAACCAGUCGAGCAUCAGCUGUUGACUUUGAAUUUGUAAGCCCAGUGCAUUUAAGUGUUAAAGUUGAGAACGAUUAGACUUAAAGUUACUCUUGUAUUGUUUUUUAUGUGAUUUGAA